Molecule: messenger RNA, 1992 nt
Organism: Peniophora sp. CBMAI 1063
Lineage: Eukaryota; Fungi; Basidiomycota; Agaricomycetes; Russulales; Peniophoraceae
Source: the annotation of a GenBank genome assembly
AUGGAUUGGGUGUUCUGCGGCGCACUAUCGUUUCUCCGCUGCGCGGAGGUCACCGUUUGCUACGACAUCGCUUGCCAGUGGAGUAAACGACUCCACGAGCGGAUUAACAAGAUGUCGUCCAACGAGGCCGUAUUCCCAGGCGCCAUACGGUUUCUUCAACACCAUGUCGACAAGACUAUCACAUACGUCGUUCCCAAAUUCCAUCUCUACGCCCACAAGAUGUUUUGCCAACUGCGAUAUGCUUUGGGUUUGUUGUUCGGAGUUGGUAUAACCGAUGGCGAAGGCGCCGAGCGUGUAUGGUCCGGUGCGAAUCCCGCGGCUUCUAGCUUGCGCGAGAUGGGUGCGGGCGGUAUGAGUGACACUAUGGACGAUAUGUGCAGCUCAUGGAACUGGAGAAAAGUCUGCGGAAUAGCCAAUCUCCUCUGCGAGCGUAUGGCGCGUGCAUUGGACGAUGGGGCUCGGCAAACGGCGAUCUUUACACAAUUCACCGAGGCCAUUGAGACAGAUGAUCCUCAGAGAUUGGCCGACGAGCGAGCUGCUAUCAGGACCUGGGAUCAAGAUCCUGAGAAGAAGGCCGGCGCCCCUUGUCCAUAUUUCGUUGAGAAAACACAUUUGACGGUUGCGGAGAUCAAAUUGCAGGCUGAACUGGAUCAGGGCUCUUCUCGCUCUGCUGCCUCGCUGGAAGUCGAGGAACAGGCUGUGCUUACCACAUUCCUUGCACGUGGACUCGAGAUCGAAGGGGAUAGGGCACGCUUCUACAAGAAACACAAGCCCAGUGGAGGGACUGUCGAACAAUCGACGGCUAGGACGAGGGCUUUAGGCAUGAUCCUGCAAGAACUCUUGGUUUUUCGAAGGCAGCAAGAGUUGUAUAUGCCCGAAGUCUACUCGGCACUCACCUUGGAUGAACGCGAUCCAGAUCGCCAGGCAGCCUUAUCUGUCAAUCUAUAUCUGCCAUCAAACUUUGCGAACCAGGACGAGACCACGGUGCCCGCUGCAGUGCGCUCAUUGGAAAUUCAGCUCAGAUGGGCGGCGAUGGCGGACGAGCUCGACAACUUGCGACAACAAUUGCGCCUCAAGGGUUGCCUGAACAAGUUCAAACUGGCACAGAUCACCGGGCAACACAACAACACCCGCGCUCGGGAGACUCAAGAUAUUGUUCUCGACAAUGUUGAGAAAGCGGCAAAGGCAUAUCGACGGCACCGUGAGGCCUACCUCGCAUUGAUGGGGAAGGGUGCUUGGGAGGAUACAAUGAAGCCGUUGCGCGACAUUGACUGUCAUGGUUUGGGUGACCGGUUGCUCGAGCAGAUAGAGAACAUGACCGAAGAAAACAUCCAACAGUUUUUAGCAGGGAAGCGUGGCGCAGACUCGUCGGGAGAGACCCGUUACGAGUUACCUUGGAUCUGGUAUAGUGAAUCGGAGGAAUUUGGGCUUCAGGUAACUGACGAACUGAUGGUGGAAUGGUGCAAGAGCCGCGCUCGGGCACAGCACUGGGUACAGGAGGUCCGUCUUCUCGAUGAAGAGAUGCGGCGUAUUGUCGAGUUCAGCGAGAACAUGGCGAGGAUCUGGGAUACGCGAUGCAAACCGCAAGGCAGGAUGGACUUCGGCGAAGAGCAUGCGUACGCGUCUGACAAGGGCUGGGAAGAUGGAGCGCGAGCGUAUGCUUCCAAACAGGCGUGGAUUCGGCGUUCCCAGGCUUCCAAGUGGCGGGAACAAUGUCAAGAGCUUCGAGCGGACGCCCAACGGUUUAUUGCCGUCCACACUACCGAGGGCUUGUCCAUAGGGCCUUGCCAGAUCAUGACAGGCUACGACAAGAGCGCAUUCCAUACCACAGGGGGCGAGGGACCGCAGCAAACCUCAACAUCGGGCAAUACACAGGUUGACCGAGGCAUGUCCCCGAGCGCACAACCCACAUCUGACACAGACGCAGAGAUGGAAGACCGGUGUAGCGUGCGGGAGAAGGCAACACUGGGACUAAGGAUAUACAGGAGUUGA